AUGUCCGCUCCGGAGGGCCAUUCCUACGAAUUAACCCAGCCUUUCCCUGAACUCGACAACGCUGCCCUUGACGAUGGUACGCCAUCUGACAGGCAAGCUGAGGCAUCAGGUCCAGCUGUAACGGAACCCGCGGAACCUGCAGCACCACCAACACCACCAACACCACCCCCAGCAGCCGCUGUAGAAGUCCAACCACUCGUCGGCGCCCGCGUAGAAGAGCCCCGAAACCGCGUACGCUUCCGCUCCUUCAGCAGCUUCCGCGAGGCAGACGACCGGCCACCGCAGCGCCCUCCCAUCAUCCGCAAUGACUCCGACUACUCCGUGCGCUCCUACCACUCCAUGAUGGGCUACGACCCUAACGACAUCUCCGCCAACGUCUCCGAGGCUUCCGCCGCCGACCUGCUCUCCCGCACACCCCCGGACUCCCGCCAGGGCUCAGAGUCCCACGAUAUCACAGUUGCCGAGCUAGGACAGCAGGCAGGCACUGCUACCGAAGUGACGCCGCCGCGCCGCGCCGCGCCAGUGUCGUCGAGUGUGCGCGAGCGGUUCCGGCACGCGGGCGAGCUGAUCCGCAGGCGCACUGAGUUGUUUGGCGAGCGGCUCGGCCGGGAUACGUUUGACGAUGGAGGUGAUCUGGGCGCGUCCUUGCUGCCGGAUGAUUUUGAUGAGGCGCUUCAGCAGCAGCAUCAUCAUCAUCAGCCCUCGCAUCGGGAUGAAGAAAAAGGCGGGCUUGAGGAGCCCGCGGCCCAGCCGCUUCCGAGUGCGGAGGCGCAUCGGCUCGUGCGCAGUGUCACCCAGAACCCUGCGCGGCGGAGGAAGCCGCGGUCGGCGUAUGCGCGGUCCGGCCAGAGUACGCCUGAGGGGGCACUGCGGCCGGAGUCGUGGUAUGGGAGUGGGAAGUUUGGGGGAGGUGGGAUUCUGGCGCAGCUGCUUCGGUUGCAGGCGGCGCAGGGGGGAUCCGGGACGUCGAGUGCGCCUGUGAGCGACGCCGAGUCGGAUACGGAGUCGCCGGUGUCUUCGGGGGCUGCGACGCCCAGGAAGGAAAAGUUGAAGUGGUAUAAGAAGUCGAGCCACCAGAAUCAGCAUUCUACAACCUCGCUGGUCGGGGCAGGGAUGAAUCUGAGUAGUACGACGCUGCCGGCGCCGCCGGAUGCGUUUUUGACCCCGAAGCGAGGGAAGAGGAAGGCGUAUAAGAAGACGAGGCUGGAGGAUGAGAUUCGAGUGACGGUGCAUAUUGCGGAGAUUCUGGCGCGCCAGCGGUAUAUCAUGCAGCUUUGUCGGGCGUUGAUGCGGUAUGGGGCUCCGACGCAUCGCAUGGAGGAGUAUAUGAAGAUGACGGCGCGGGUGCUGGAGGUGGAGGGUCAGUUUCUGUAUCUGCCUGGGUGUAUGAUCAUGUCGUUUGACGAUCCUACCACGCGUACUGCUGAAGUCAAGCUCGUUCGCGUUGUUCAGGGUGUCGACCUGGGUCGUCUCGCAGACACGCACAACGUCUACAAGAACGUCGUCCACGACCUCAUCGGCGUCGAAGAAGCAAUCUCCGAACUCGACCAGAUCAUGUCGCGCAAGCCUCGCUUUAAUAAAUGGCUUCUGGUCCCAGCCUAUGGCUUUGCGAGUGCUGCCGUUGGUCCUUUUGCCUUUGACGCUCGGCCCAUCGACAUGCCUAUCAUCUUCCUCCUGGGCGCUAUUGUCGGCCUCAUGCAGCACGUCCUGGCCCCCAGAUCGGUCCUCUACUCGAACGUCUUCGAAGUCACUGCUGCUGUCCUGACCUCUUUCCUCGCCCGCGCUUUUGGCUCUGUCCCAGGCAUCAACGGCGAACAGCAUCUCUUCUGCUUCUCUGCCCUCUCCCAGUCCUCCAUCGCCCUCAUCCUCCCCGGUUUCAUGGUCCUCUGCUCCUCUCUCGAGCUGCAAUCCCACCAGAUCAUCGCCGGCUCCAUCCGCAUGGUCUACGCAAUCAUCUACUCCCUCUUCCUCGGCUACGGCGUCACAGUCGGAACCACCAUCUACGGCCUGAUCGACGGGGCCGCAACGUCCGACAAGUCCUGCGCCAACCUCGACAUCUACGGCUCGAAAUACAUCCAGCGCUUCUGCUUCGUGCCCCUCUUCGUCGUCUUCGUCGCUAUCAUCAACCAGGCCAAAUGGAAGCAGCUGCCCGUUAUGAUCUUCAUCGCCCUCUGCGGAUACAUCACAAACUACUUCAGCACGACCAAGUUGGGUUCCAACUCCGAGGUCGCUAAUACUGUCGGCGCAUUCACGAUCGGACUGCUAGGGAACCUGUACAGUCGUGUCUGGCGCGGUCACGCAGCUGCUGCGAUUCUACCUGCUAUCUUCGUCCUUGUCCCGUCGGGGCUUGCGUCCAGUGGCUCCCUCAUCGCUGGUCUGAACUACGCCGACUCGGUGCGCGAGAACCUGAAGAACGGCACGUCCGAGAAUAUCGCGAGCCAGGACACGUCGAUUGCAAGUCUUGGUUUCGGCAUGGUGCAGAUUGCCAUUGGGAUUACGGUCGGGUUGUUUGUUUCGGCCCUGGUGGUUUAUCCGUUUGGGAAGAGGAGGAGUGGGCUUUUCAACUUCUAA
This is a messenger RNA of Aspergillus puulaauensis, 2571 nucleotides long. Its product is annotated as threonine/serine exporter family protein. Gene Ontology annotation, biological process: transmembrane transport. The transcript has a single exon. Gene Ontology annotation, molecular function: transmembrane transporter activity. The record is from RefSeq and is a predicted model, not a curated record. NCBI's taxonomy places the organism in Eukaryota, Fungi, Ascomycota, Eurotiomycetes, Eurotiales, Aspergillaceae. Bases 1 to 2571 code for a protein of 856 amino acids.